This is a messenger RNA of Parasteatoda tepidariorum (common house spider), 3800 nucleotides long. RefSeq names its product homeotic protein ultrabithorax-like. The record is from RefSeq and is a predicted model, not a curated record. Gene Ontology annotation, biological process: anterior/posterior pattern specification; negative regulation of transcription by RNA polymerase II. Lineage: Eukaryota; Metazoa; Arthropoda; Arachnida; Araneae; Theridiidae. Gene Ontology annotation, cellular component: nucleus. Gene Ontology annotation, molecular function: DNA-binding transcription factor activity, RNA polymerase II-specific; RNA polymerase II cis-regulatory region sequence-specific DNA binding.
UUUACGAUUUUUCUCAAUAAUUUAUAAAACUCUUAGCAUCGAUCGCAAAUCCGCAAUAUAUGUCUGAGUAAAGUUAUUAUUGCAACUAAAUUCUGUUUUAUAGAUCGUUCAUGUGCAAUAUCAAUUUUGACUCAGUCCCUUAAUAUUGUUUGCGCCAAGAAAAAUUCAAAGCGGAAAAAAAAUGAUAAAAGUACAACCAAUACAAAACGAAAGAAAAAAAAAAUCUUCUAUAUUGAGACUGAUGCGUCGAACAAUAGGCAUGAGCUCUUUUUAUUUUUUUCUCUCCCCACCUACAUUAUCCCACGUAUUUAAAAAAAAUGAUAAAAAAAGAAAAAGAUAAAAGACGAGAGAGAGAAACAGCAUCUCGCGUAAGCAGGCACCACAGACGUGCGUGGUUUCAUGUCUUCUUGAAUGGCGGCAGAAUACAACAAUACAGGAGAAAGAGUUCGGAGCGCUCUGAUUGGUUGAAAAUCGACCUUCCGGGGUUUAAGCCCAACCAGCUCUAUCUCGCCAACCCCGCGCCUGGCCGUGGGCAAAUUUAAUCCAACUCUAGGGUGAGAAAAAAUAUCACCGACCCCUUGACGUAACCAAAAUAAUAUCCCCCCUUGAUUUCUUCUCGUGCUGUGACUGAGCAUCAACCUCUGGGGUGAUAAGUUUCCUUCGUAUUGUGAAUGAUCGUCUGCUUUAUUAUUGAAAUAUCGCUUUAAAACUGAUGAUGAAUACGUAUUUUGAGCAGGGUGGAUUCUAUAACGGAUCUGCCGCCACUCCUGCCGAACCGCAGUCGUACCGUUUUCCGCAGAGUUUGCUCGUACCGCCGUACGGCCAGGGUCCGACACCUAGAAAUGCACACGAAUCAACCCCUUAUGCAGAUGCAAAUGGUGGACCAAACGGUGCUUGCAAGCUAUAUACAAGCGGCGAACCCACAUUUAAAGCUGAGUGUUUGGCCAAAGAAACUAAUGGAUUUGUGAAAGACAUGGUCACGAACUGGCCCGCCAUGGCGGCCAGAGUUGCCAAUGAGCAAAUGAGGUCAUUUGCAUCGGAAAAUUCCGUGACCCCCAGAGCAAAUGAGUCAUGGCAGCAGUGCUGUCAAAGUUCUCCGACCAUUGGUCAAACUCAGAGCAACACAUUUUAUCCAUGGAUGGCCGUACAAGGUCCAAAUGGCAUGAGGAGAAGAGGUCGCCAAACUUACACACGUUACCAGACUCUGGAACUAGAAAAAGAAUUCCACACCAAUCAUUACCUAACACGAAGAAGACGGAUUGAAAUGGCGCAUUCCCUUUGUUUAACAGAGCGCCAAAUUAAGAUUUGGUUUCAGAAUCGGCGGAUGAAAUUGAAGAAAGAAAUUCAGGCCAUCAAAGAAUUGAAUGAACAAGAACGCCAAUCUCAACAAGCCAAGGCCACUACCACUGUAUCAACCAAUUCAAAUAUGACUCACUCCAGUUCCACCACCAAUUCCAAUCCCGCCAAAAAUGUGGAUGUUAGUGCGCCAAUCAGUGCCACAAAAACGUAAGAUCUGAAGACAAUCCACAUGGACCUAAGUUCCAAAAUGCUUGAAGUUUUUAUACUCAAGUUGAACUUGAUGAUCUUACGAUCACUACUCAGCCGGGACUUAAUGUUGUUCAGUAUUGUUCCAUUGAACAUUAUUAAUUGGUGUGAUUGAACAACGACUUUUUUUUUACCUCGGCUUCCCUGUAUACGAUGAAAAGCUGUACAUAAUACGUAAAUUGAGACAUUUUUCCCCUCUGUUCGCCGUUCACACUUCAUUAUGUUGUUUCAAGUAUUCGCCAAUGCACCUACAUUGUAUUUAUUGAACUAAAAUGUAUUUCUGCAUCUUCUCAUAUUGCCGAAAGAUCAAGUGUAAUCUUGUAUAUUUGAACUCAUAAUUUAGCUGUAAUUUUGUCUUUGUGUCCAAGAAUUACUUCCACCAGAUGCCAAACAGUUGAGAGAACGUAAAAAUGAGAUUUUUAAAGACUAUAACAACCAUAUUUUUACUUUAGAUGUCAUUGGUAUUUGAAGCUCGCUUGUGAUAGUGGUAUAAUAUGAGUUAAUUCUUAAUCCGAAUUUUAUAAAUACUAUGAAGUAUCCUGAAAUCAAAGCGUUGUACAUACCUAAAAUAAUACGUAAAAUAAUUCAAUUUUCUCAUCUAAUACGUCUAAGAAAAUAUUUUACAUUUUCAAUCAAUGCAUAAAGGACUUAAUUUUACUAAAAUGUUCACAAAGUUUAAAAGUAAUAAAAAAUAAUGCUAUUACUUAUUCUAAGAAUUUUAUUAAAAUCAUAACAUAGCUGUUCAAUACUGACGGCGUUAAAAAGUUUGAAUCCAAAUUAGGUAAAACAUCGUUUUAUUGCAUAUUAAUAAUGGUUUGUUUGCUUAAUCGAUUGUAGUAGAAGAAACAAAUUACAAUUUGAUUAAAAAAAAUGUGACCAUGACAGAGUAAAACUAUAAAAACUAAAAUGAAAUCAAUAUUUUUAAUUUAUAACGAAGAACAGCUACUCCAAAUGCAUGUAAACUGGUUUAGUUGAGAAAAUACUAUUUCUAUUUUGCAUUUGGGGAAAAGAAAUUGAGGAUCAAGUAGCAAACGCAACACAUAACAUAGGUUAUCACAAGUCAACGUUUUUAGACAAUAAAAAUUUAUGAAAUAGACUCUACUAAGAAUAGCAGAAAAAUCGGGAUAGUUGUCUUAAAUCGCUUAGGUAUUGAUCACAUAUUGACUUAGACAUAUCCUUAUUGACUUACAUACUCUUCGCUGUAAAACAUAUUUUGACCCAGUGUAACUAAUUUAAGAUCCACUUUAGUAGCUUCAUUCUGACAUUGGUUUAAAUAAUUUAAGGAUGACAUGAUAAUUUUUUUUAGACUUCAAGAAAAUAAGCUUUCAUAGAUCAAUCCAACUUUUAAUUCAUUACAGAACUUUUUUCCCCAAACCAAGUUGUUGCCAAGUAAAACCAAACCGUUCACGGAUACUGCGCUAAAAACUUCUGACUUUUUAAGUAACUAUUUCUAUGUUGAGACAAAAAGGAAUGAUAAAUAAAAUAUGUAUGAAUAUAUAUUUUUUGUUUUAAAUGUAUUUAGUUUUGAGGUUCGUAAUUACAUUAUAUUUACUUAUUGUUAGUACGACAACUCAUUACUUAAAUCACUGAGCUGAUUCCGUGAAGGUCUGCAGUUCAAUCCCCAUUGGUAGCUUCAAGCUCACUUAGCUAGAGUAGAGACCAACUUGGAAAGUUUUAUAACAUAAUUGAAUACCAGCUUAACAUUAUAAGACAGGCAUAAAAGCGUUUGUUUAUUUCAAAAUGGUUUUUAUUUAGAGUAUGUGAAUUUAUGAAUAAAAUAAGAAUUCCGCUCCGAGGGCUGUUAAUCAGCUUAACAAUAAUACUUUGUUUUAUUUUACAACAUAAUAUUGAGUGCAAAUCCAAUUUUUUUCGAAUUAACAUGCCACUGAAAAUAGAAAAAGAAAUUUUGUCCCACCUUUAAUCUUAUAAACUAGUUACCACGAAUCAAACGCAAUAUAAUACGUAAUGGCGAUAUCAAAAGUGUUCUGCAGAAAUAAAUUAAUUUUAAUUAAUGUAUUAUAAUAGUAAAUAUGUUACAAAUAUAUGAAAAUCAAUUAAUGUAGUGUUAUACCUCUCCGAAGUAUGAGGAAACCUAAAAUAUCCAGUUAAUGUUUUAAAUUAAUGUCUAAUUAUAUCUUACUAAUCGAAUCUUGUUUUUCUGUUUUAAUAACUAUACGGAUGAAAAAAAAUUUAGAAUUACUGUACUGUACUAUGGUAAUGACAUUUCAAGUUUUAAAAAAAAAUCUGGUAAUAAA